AUGUGCAUUAGGUGGAUAGAUAAGGUUGCUGGUGUUCCUCUGUCUUCAGAAAUAGUUUUGGCUUGGCGGCGGCGGCGUCCCCCCGUACGCGAGGUGCUCUUCUUCCCCUCACGGCCCAGCUGCACCGAAGCGUUGCUUGCCGAGGCGGCGGGGCUCGGAACGACGGCCCGGCCCUGCCCUUGCCCGCUGCCGCAGGGCGACAGCUCCCUCAGCCGCCUCCUCCGCCAUCUUCUCUCCGCCCGCCGCUCCCUCGAGAUCUGCCUCUUCGCCUUCUCCAGCCCACAGCUGGGCCGCGCCGUCCAGCUCCUUCACCGCCGCGGCGUUCGGGUCCGCGUCGUCACCGACGCGCAGUACAUGGGGCUCCCGGGCUCCCAGAUCGGCCUCCUCCGGCAGGCCGGGAUCCAGGUGCGCCACGACCAGGAGAGCGGUUACAUGCACCACAAGUUUGCUGUCGUGGACAGGAGGAUGCUCAUCACAGGCUCCCUCAACUGGACUACCCAAGCUAUCCAGAACAACCGUGAGAACGUGCUGGUCGUGGAGGACGCCGAGUACGUGAAGCCUUUUCUGGAUGAGUUUGAAAGGAUUUGGGAAGAGUACAAUCCCAUCAAGUACAGAUUUUUUUCCAAAGACGACAAAUGA
This is a messenger RNA of Haliaeetus leucocephalus (bald eagle), 639 nucleotides long. RefSeq names its product phospholipase D family, member 6 (gene PLD6). Bases 1 to 639 code for a protein of 212 amino acids. Gene Ontology annotation, biological process: piRNA processing. Lineage: Eukaryota; Metazoa; Chordata; Aves; Accipitriformes; Accipitridae. Gene Ontology annotation, molecular function: RNA endonuclease activity producing 5'-phosphomonoesters, hydrolytic mechanism. The record is from RefSeq and is a predicted model, not a curated record. Gene Ontology annotation, cellular component: mitochondrion. The transcript is spliced from 4 exons.